AGAUAAUAGAUAUGCCUGUAGAACUUGGAUAUUGGUCUCUGAGAGGAUUAGGAGAACCCUGCCGAUUACUGCUGCGAUACACUGAGACAGAGUGGACAGAUGCAGCAAUACCACUAUCCGAAGGGGAUAUGUGGUUUAAAGAGAAGAAACACAAUCUCGGUCUUGACUUCCCAAAUCUACCCUACAUGCUGGAUGGUGAUGUGAAGCUCACUCAAACCUUGGCUAUAAUGAGGUAUUUGGGCAGAAGAUUUGGUCUAUCCCCAUCUGAGGCUGAUAUGGCUAAAGGCGAUCUUCUUGAGCAGUAUCUCAUGGAAGUGCGCAUAGGGCUUUCCAUGGUUUGCUACAGCAGCGCUGAUCAGUUUGAAGGAAAGAAGGCCGAAUUUAAUGGUAAACUAGCAGGUCGUGUUGAAGAGUUAGGAAAGUUUAUUGGUGCUGGCCCAUACGUUUUGGGAGAGGAGAUCACAUAUGUUGAUUUCUUGGCAUUGGAGUUCAUCGAUCAUGUUGCUGCGUUCUCUCCUGACCACUUUAAGGAAGGACCUUUAGUUGACUAUGUCAACAGAAUGAAAGAUCUACCUGCACUGAAAAAGUUCUACGAAAGUGAUGACUGUACCCACAAGUCUUAUUCCAUCAAUUCUCCAAUGGCACAGUGGCCUGGAUGGCCCAAGAAGGAGUAAAGAUAUUUUAUUACAGAUUUGUAUUUUAAUGGUAUGUAAGUGACCCACAUAUGCAUGUGAUACGGUCAUUAAGUCAAAAUUUAUUAUGUUUAGGUAAUAUAUUAUAACAAUAUUACAAAAUUAUUUACUUAUUAGAUAACAUGUACAGUAAAACCCUGAUUUACCGCACCCCGACUUAUCGCGACCAAUUCCUUCCCCCUAAGUGGGGCUUAUAUUAUAUUAUAUGUGAAUGAUGAAAACCCCCGAUUUACUGCCAACCCCAAUUGACUGCAGCUGCCAGCUGUUUCCUUUCCUACAAAUUCCAGUGGUAUAUAAGGGUUUUACUGUAUCAUGGCAUGGAUGAAGAUACUUAUUAUUGUUUUGUGGUUUUUCACAACGGCCAUUUUACUUUUAGUUUGAAUGAUAUUUUGGCAGAAUCCAAUGACACAGCUCUGUGGAAUUAAGCAUGUAAUUCGUUAAGCUAUGUUAAUUAUUUCUAGAAAGUAUCAGAAGUUGUUCUUAGAAUUGAAGGACGCAAUUGCAUUGAAAAUAUAAAGAAAUAUAGCAAUAAUAUUUGAAUUUAGUUUCAUCCUUAUCUGGCGAAAAAGCCCUUCAUUCCACUCGUAAGUUUUAAUUAAUAGGU
Bolinopsis microptera is the source of this 1296-nucleotide messenger RNA. Its product is annotated as glutathione S-transferase-like. Lineage: Eukaryota; Metazoa; Ctenophora; Tentaculata; Lobata; Bolinopsidae. Gene Ontology annotation, molecular function: glutathione transferase activity. Gene Ontology annotation, biological process: glutathione metabolic process. The record is from RefSeq and is a predicted model, not a curated record. The transcript is spliced from 2 exons. Bases 12 to 674 code for a protein of 220 amino acids.